Notolabrus celidotus (New Zealand spotty) is the source of this 4351-nucleotide messenger RNA. RefSeq lists its product as uncharacterized. NCBI's taxonomy places the organism in Eukaryota, Metazoa, Chordata, Actinopteri, Labriformes, Labridae. The transcript has 7 exons. Gene Ontology annotation, biological process: positive regulation of transcription elongation by RNA polymerase II. The record is from RefSeq and is a predicted model, not a curated record. Gene Ontology annotation, molecular function: protein binding. Bases 195 to 4076 code for a protein of 1293 amino acids.
UGUCAUGUGACAUAGCGGCCAGUAGCUGACGCUGUCCGUGUGCUAAUCCGUCCAAUUGAUUCAACAACAGAGGGAGACAGGCGAUUAAAUGAUUCUUGGAGUUAAAGUUCAGGGUUGACACUUGUGUCACUGUUUGAAAUCCACCUCAAGCAUCCAAAACCUCUGCGCUCGUGCAAUAGAAAUACAGUGCCCGUAUGGACAUGCCGAGGUAUCGGUGGCCAGGUUUCAAGAUGCAGCUUCUGGCAGAACUGCAAAGACAACAAAAUGAAACCCAGUUCUGUGAUACAUUUUUGCAAACUGAAGGUAUCUCAGUCCCAGCCCACAGUUGCAUCCUUGCAGCUCUCAGUCCCUACCUGUCGCGGAAACUGUUGUCAUCCCCAUCUCCUCCGUCAGGCCAGAAGCAGCAGCUCCAGCUGCAAGCUGUGAAGGCCCAGACCCUGCUGAAGCUCGUUGGUCUUCUCUACUCUGGAGAGCUAGAAGUAACAGGGAGCAUGGAGCAGAAUGAUGUGCUAUCUGCAGCCCGCCAGUUUGGGAUCACAGAGCUUGUUGAAGGACAAUUGAAGGAGAUGAAGGGGGGAGACCCUCAGCAGAGGGUUUGUCAGAGUUGCAAAGAUAAAGAAGUAGAAGGCAGAGAGAGAAAUGAAAGGUGGGAAAUGCAGAAUGCAGGAGUACAGUCAGACAUUGCUGAAGCGAGCGCUGCAGAUUCUCUCACUGAAAAGAGAACCUCUGUAUCUACAGGCACACAAACUGUUCUAACCUGUAAAAAGGCUGUGAGCAGUUCUUUUAAUCACUCCAACCAAACCACAGCUUCAGAUCAAGAGCCUACAUCUUCUCUACCCCAGAGUACAAUGCAAACUCAAAACACAACACCUGACCAACAUUUUGGCUCGUCUUCUGUCCCACCCAUCUCCAGCAUACCUGGUGGGAGGUCAAGUGAUGAAACAUUUGCGUUGGAUGGAUCGUCUGACAGUCUAACAAACGCCAUUUCGACCUCAGCUCUGUGUAGUGAUGUCAUAACUUUCCCGUUUUCACUUACCAGUGACUCAGAUUCACUGACACUUCAGGAAUACAGCUUACAUCAGCAUUCUUCUGAGGGAGAAACAACCGGCAAUAUGACUGACAGUAGAGACAAUGAAGAGAACCAGAGCCCCCACACCCUAAGAGAUGUGAUGCUAGGAGUUGGAGGUGGACAAAGGCAAGAUCGUGCAAAUGCCAAGAUGCGAGGAAUGGCUCAGAUGAAGCAGAUGCGUCAGAUGGUGGAGGCUACACAGAUUUCUAUCAAGGUGAAGCUGAGGAGGAGGACCAAAGAAGAAGUGUGGGAGGUUGUAGACCGGCAAGGCAAAGAUGAGACGUUGGCGACUCUUAGUUCUCUGCAACAGGAUGACUCCAACCAGAAACAGCAACAGACCACCCCUUCAAAUGAUGGGUCUCCACCCUCGUCUACUCAGCCAGGUUCAAUUUCUACACUGAAAACCCAAGGUCUUCAACGUGCCUCCACUGAACCACGAUCACCUCACUCCAGCACCACCUCUUACACGCAGCUUCUGUCCAGUGACUGCUUCACACCAAACCAAAAUGAUAGACUCGAGUCGAUCCCAUUUCCUCUGCCUCCAGGGCCUGUCGAGGAAAAUGAUGAGCAGAUUGAGAAGCUGUUGGAGGACAUCAUGAUGGGUCUGAAUAUACUACCUGAUUUGGAAACAGAAACCAAGAAGUCCCAUCACCCUCAACCAAGCAAACACCAAGCACCUACACCCUACUGGAUCCAACAUACAGAGAAUGACGGAGUGCAGGGUCAGGUGCAUGCUGGUGUUGGAGCAGCAGGGUAUGGGUGCUACCAGGAUUUUGGUACCCAACUGUGUCUUUCUUCAACAGAUACAGAUCAGAGCUUGCCAAGCUGCUCAAGCCUUUCAUCUGUGCAGCCAGAUGCAGUGUCAGUGCAGCAGCAGCAGCAGCAGUACUCUCCUCAGUGUCAAUUAUCCCUCACAUCCAUGGGGAAAAGUGGUGACCUGAGCCACCAGGGCAUGAUGACCUUGUCCACAAGUCAAAUUCCGAAUCAUGAAGGAGCCACAACAUCAGUCAUUCCCCCGGCUUUCAACUCCAGUGUGCAUAGACUACAAGACCCAGAGUGCAAGGACCAGUCCUCACAAGAGGAUCAGAACAUCCUCAAGUUUUUACCCCUGGCAAAUGGAAAUCAAGCAAAGCCCUCACAUUCUUUUUCUCUACCUUGCAUGGGUGAUUUGCGGCUGCCUCGAUGCCUCUCUCCAUUGGAGUCACCUGGCUCAACAUCAAAACAUCAGCCUUUCUGUAGCGACUCAACAGACCAUAAUACUGAAAUCCAGCCCCAGCCAUCUCUCCAUGGGCCACCAUGGCUCACUGAAACCCCCACGUCACUACAAUUUCCUUUCAGUGCCAUCACUCACAAAGAAAGUACAAGUGGACCUACAUCACAAGAUACUAGCAUCAAUUGUUGGGCAAAGCGGCAGAAGAAAGACCUGAAGCUGAUUUCACAAAGUGAAAAAACCUGGGGGGACUUAUGUGAUGUGAACAAGAAAGGAACAACAUUGGCAAGUCCUCACAAUGUGACCGACAGAAAGUCUGAAGCACCUAAAAAGAGGAACAGAAAGCGCACAAGACAUCCACCAGAGGACAAUGGUUCCCUUCCCUGUAAAGAAUUGAAAGUCAGUGAUGGAAAGGAAAGUCGGUUUAACCUAAGUGUUUGUUCUGUCAGUUUGUCAAGCAACAAUGUGCUGGCCAAGGAAAGACAAAUGGCGAAUGGGUCAACAUGCAAACCAGUCACAUCUGCGGAAAAACCCAAUGAACCAUCGACUGUCAAAGAAGGUCAGCAGGAGAAAAUCAGAGGACCUCUGGGUCGGAUCAGAACUAGGAGCUCUCUGAAAGGGGCCCAAGAGACUCCAAAUAACCCAAGCCCAGAAUGCACUUCAGCAUUGAGAUCCCUGUCAAUUCCCAAACGGAAGCGUGGAAGGCCGCCUAAAAGAAAGUAUACAAAGAGGUCAGAGAGCUCUGCUGCAGUUACUGAGCAGAAUAGUGACACUGUUGAAAGAGAGCCACAAACCAACAAGGAUUUGUCAAAGGUCAAAGAGGAUGAGGAUAAAACACAGAGAAUGUUUAAAAAACGGAAAAGGAAUAGAGGUGAAGUGGAAGUAGAUCCUCCUAAGAUGACUUUAAAUGCCAAGAGCGCUGGAACUACGGAGACAGACAUUAACCAAAACAUGAACCCAGCAGGGAGGAAACCCAAACCGCCUCGGACGGUCACUCUGAAGGAGUUUCAGAAGCUUAUCAAACGACAGCACAUCAAAGCAAAGAUGUCAAAAGAAAGCCAGGACAAAGACACAAAUGUAACUUCAAAAAAAGGUGAAGGUGAAGAAAAAGCACCUGGUAGUGAACGUGAGGGGUUAACCAGAGAGACAGAAAUAGAUAAUAUCCUACCUCACAUCACUGAAGGGAUUAAAGAGUCUCACAGCAUGAACAAUGGUACAGUCGACAUAAAUGAUAAUCAGAUUUUUAACAAAUCAGCAACUGAGCUGAGCGAGUCUCAGCGGGAUGACCCGAGAAGCUCUACAGCUGAAGAGGCCAGCUGGUUUGAUGAAGAGCAAUGUUCAGUGUUUACCUUCGGUGACUUGGGAGAAGAGGUGGAAAAGUUAGCAGCCAAGAGGGAGCAGCCACUGAAGGAUCUGUGUGGAGCACAAGCCUGUGCUACAGCAGAGUCAGACGCAACACAGUGGAUCAACGGUGAUGGCUCUUCUCUAAAUGAUCCCAACCAGUGCAGCGAAGACACCAUGCAUUCAGACCACAGUCUGAACCCUCAGACCCCUCAGAGAACUGUACUGCCUCUGAUGGAUGCAGAUGGCUGUAACAGGAUAUCCGGCUGUGCUCAAGUAGGGAAGGAUGAAGAAGAGGAUGAGGAAGCAGAGGUGGACAUUCUGCUUUGCUCCCCUGACAAAGUGCCUCAGACCAGAGAUCGUGAGAAUGGACUGGAAAAUGUGGACACAAGUCCAGAGGAGGAUGAAGAGGAAGAUGUGAAGGAGAUUGAUGUGACUGGAGAUGAAACAGAGUAACCUUUUGGCCCAUGGGUAUUGUUUUUACUCUGACAAGUUCAGUAUUUAGAGUGUGUAACAUAACGCUCUGUUCUAGUUCAUGGUUGUUCACAGAGAUUCAAUGGAGAUGAUUAUGUCCCAUCUCUGUUUUUUGACAUCAGUCAGUGUCCGGUGAUGAAAGGCUAUUUACAUGGAGAAAUCACUAGCUGUGGGCUGGUUAUGACCUUCAUUUAGUUUUAUUGAAAAGUUCAAAUUGAUGUUAGUUUGCCAUUAAUAAUAUAAAAAAAGAAACCUUA